GCCGGCGGCUGACAGCGCUUGCGCCGCCCGGCUCCUCCUCCGCUUGUGCUCCCGCCGCUGCCCCGCCAUGGCCGCCUCCUCCUGCCGCCCCGCUCCGCCGCGGCCCGCCACCCACCUGAUCUUUGACAUGGACGGUCUCCUGCUGGAUACUGAGCAUCUUUAUACUACGGUUUUUCAAGAAAUCUGUGAACGCUUUGGAAAGGCAUAUACCUGGGAUUUGAAAUCAUUAGUCAUGGGUAAAAAAGCAUUGGAGGGAGCACAGAUUAUUCGAGAUGUACUUGAGCUUCCAAUGACCAAAGAGGAGCUACUGCAUGAAAGUAAAAUGAAGCAGGAAAAAAUAUUUCCUAAUGCUGCAUUGAUGCCAGGGGUUGAAAAGCUGAUCCGCCAUCUACACCAACACAAUGUACCUAUAGCUAUUGCCACUAGCUCAGCUGGAGUGACAUUUCAGAUAAAAACAAGCAAACACAAAGACUUCUUUAAUCUAUUUCAUCAUAUUGUGUUGGGAGAUGACCCAGAUGUGAAGAACAGCAAGCCACAGCCUGAUGCGUUUUUAGUUUGUGCAAAGAGAUUUCACCCUCCUCCUCCUCCAGAAAAGUGUCUUGUAUUUGAAGAUUCUCCACUUGGGGUUCAAGCAGCACUGGCAGCUGGGAUGCAAGUGAUUAUGAUUCCAGAUGAAAAUUUGAAUCAAGAUCUUACAAAGGAAGCAAAUCUAGUGCUGAAAUCUAUGGAGGACUUUGAACCAGAACUGUUUGGUUUACCACCAUAUGACUAAGGACUAAUAUAUUUCAACAUGUUCUUAGUUGGAGAUUGGGGGGUAGGGAAUGAAAAUGUAGAGUAAAAAAUUAUCUAUUUUUUAUUUUUCUUUCUAAAAUAAGACAAUGAAGUCUUUCAUGAUUUACUUUUAAAUUUCCCUGGUUACUCUUGGUUUGUCUUCUGCAGUGCUAAGUGGAAGGAAUGUUUCUUCUUGCCUGUUCUUCAGCUAUACUAGUCUUGUCAUCUGCAUAAUGUCAUGUACAUUCAGUGCAUUUGCAAAACUGCAAAGACAAUCUGCUUCAAACAUGUGGAGGGUUUUGCUCUGGUUUGCUGGAAUAACAGACUGCUUAGAACAAUGGUGCUCAACAUUUUCCUUGUUAUGGAUAGGCUGUUGCCCCCUUAUACCAUUGUGCGGCACAGUUACCACUACCUAUUCCUUGUCCAUGCCUUUGUCUUUCCUGUUCUUAUCUUCUGGUUGGAUUUUUUGUUUUUGUGUGUUUUACUUUCGUGGUGUUCGUUUUUGUUCUCCUGUUUUGUGACUUCCCCUUUCUGGAAUGGGGUGGAGGGGGAACCCAUUGUCAGCUUCCUACGACCAUAUGCUCUUGCAGCUCAUCUGAGCGCUGUGUAAGCCUGUGUAACACUGCUACUCCCUACUUAUCCCCCUGUCUCAUUUCACAUAGCCUCUUCCCCAUCCAUUUUGCUCCCCCAAUGAUGACAGCCUUGUAUUUCCAUUCUUUUUUCCAUUCUUUCAUGUUGCCUCCUUUAGUCUUUAUGAGCUUAUGCACAAGGCCCCCUAUCUUCUCCACAGUUAAGUCCUUCUGAAGACUCUUUACAUUAUUUUUACUACAGAAAAUUCUGCUGAUUUAAUACCGAAAGUAAUAUUUUUGUUUUGUAGCUUAACCUUGUUUUACCAAGCACCAUCUUUGCCACCCUAUAUGUUAUACUCAUUUCUGCUAAUCCGGGUCCAUUUCUGUCUAUCUUUAGAUUGUGAGCUCUUCAGGAAAGUGACUGUAUUUUCUUUUUGGAAAGUAUAAAGUACAUUGUGAGUGCUACCACAAACAAACAAAUAAGUAUAAUUUGUAUGGUGGAACAUAUCCAGGGUUGUGAAAAUUCUUUUUCCCUACUGCUGUUCUCCUCUGUGUCUUGACUUUCCUGUACUACUUUGCCCCAGCCCCUGGACUGGGAAACACUAGUUUAAAGGAUCUUACCUCUUGUAUGGAGAUAAUGAUUGCAUUAUAAAUUUGAAAAAAAAAAUAACCUUUUAGCUGUGGGAAGCCCUAAACUAUUCUCGUAAUCACAGUAAAACGUCUUUGAUGAAGAUAGUGAACGUAAAAAAUGCUGAAGAUAAGAAAAUAGGUACUUCUGAUAUUAUUCACUGAAAUAAAAUACUGAAGUUUCCUUCUAUUCUGCAUGUGAAAAAAAAUUAAGUGGUUGAAUGAUUAGAGUGCUGUUUGUUCAUUUUUUUAAUAAGUGGACUGUUGAGAUAACAGAACGUAACUCAAACAAGAACUCAGAGAUCAAAUAUUUUUUCUAGCAUUUCUGCAGCUCACUUUUUGUUUUUAAUAAAAAGCAAAAAAUAAGUGAACAUUGGAAGACUCACUAAAAUUCUUAGAUAUUACAUAGAUUUUUUUAAAGCAAAUUUAAAACAGUCUGUGUCUCUGAGUACACUAUUUAAAUAUCUUAAAAAAUAAGAAUAUCCUAUUCCAAACUAUCAGUAAAUUAUUAAUUGGAUGGUAUUAGAAAAAUAUUGUCAAGCACAAUAUAGUAACAGUUUUUCUUCUGCAAUGCCUUUCAUCCAAAGAUCUGAAAGUGCAGGUGGGUGAAUAUUGCUUACUGUAAUAUUAUUUUGCAUAUAAUUUUGUAUAACCAUGUGUUGCAGUUCUAGUGAAUAUUUAUAUUGUAUCUACAGUCCAACUAAAGUAAUGUAAAUUCUUCCUCUUCUGUUGCCAUUCAAGAUAACAGAAAUGGUAUUGCACAGUUCCUUCAUGGCUAAUGUUGCAUAUCAGAAAGUGUUACCAUACAGCAAUAAUUCUGAGCUUUCAAGUGUAAAACAGGUGCCUUUGGGGAUCCCUUUAGUUCAGAAUUGCUGAAUUCCAACUGGGAACUUAUUAGGUAGAACAAGCUCUAAUAAGUUGUAAUUAGUAACUUUUUCAAAGUGCUGUAUACAUUUAAUUGAACUUGGAGUUUAAAAAAAAAUCAAGGCACAUGUCACAUUUACAAAGUUGUUCCAAAGGGCCUCUCACCAAAGCAUUACAAAUACUUUCUUAAGACAUACACACUUAGAUAAAUAUUGGAUAUUUAUGGCAAAACAGAAGUGCAUUGGCAGUGCCACCAUGGGAUAAUGAAGGAUCAAUCAAGGAUGCAACCCCAUUCUAUUACCCAAGGUGGUCAGGGAUGCAACCCCAUGCUCUGGGUGUCCCUAAGCCUCAAACUGCCAGAUGCUCGGACUGGACAACAGGGGAUGGAUCAAUUCAUGAUUGUCUUGUUCUGUUCAUUCCCUCUGAAGCAUCUGGCAUUGGCCACUGUUGUAAGACAGGACACUGGGCUAGAAGAACCAUUGGUCUGAUGAAGUCCGGCCUUUUAAUGUUCUUAUGAAUGAAUAUAAAUUCUGUUCCCUUCAAUUCUGGUAUAGUUAACGGUUUCCUCUUUUACUGAGGAAAAUUAACAUAGAAAACUCCCCUUAAUCCAGCAGUAAAUCCCAUUCAAUACAGCCAUCUUUUAUUAUCCUUAAUCUCAUAGACUCAUAGAUUUUCAGGCCAGAAGGAACCAUUAUGAUCACCUAGUCUGACCUCCUGCACAUCGCAGGCCACAGAACCGUACCCACCCACUCCUGUAAUAGACCCCUAACCUCUGCUGAGUUACUGAAGCCCUCAAAUAAUUAUUUAAAGACUUCAAGUUACAGAGAAUCCACCAUUUACUCUAGUUUAAACCUGCAAGUGACCCAUCCCCCAUGCUGCAGAGGAAGGCAAAAAAACCUCAGGGUCUCUGCCAAUCUGACUGGGGGAAAAUUCCUUCCCAACCCUAAAUAUGGUGAUCAGUUAGACUCUGAACAUGUGGACAAGACCCACUAGUCAGACACCUGGUAAAGAAUUUUCUGUAGUAAGUCAGAAUCCUCCCCAUCUAGUGCCCCAUCAGCAGCCAUUGGAGAUAUUUGCUGCCAGCAGUCGCAUGUCAGCUACGUACCAUUGUAGGCAGCCUCAUCAUACCUCCAUAGACUUAUCAAGCUCAGUCUUGAAGCCAGUUAACUUUUUUGUCCCCACUGCUCCCUUUGAAAGGGCUGUUCCAGAACUUCACUCCUCUGAUGCUUACAAACCUUUGUCUAAUUUCAAGCCUAAACUUGUUGGUGGCCAGUUUAUAUCCAUUUGUUCUUGUGUCCACAUUGGUGCUUACCUUAAAUAACUCCUCCCCUUCCCUGGUAUUUAUCCCUCUAAUGUAUUUAUAGAGAACAAUCAUAUCUCCCCUCAGCCUCAUAAGGUAGGUUUUCCAUUCUUCUUCCAUUCUUCUGACCCUAGUAGUCCUUCUCUGUUCCAGUUUGAAUUCGUCUUUCUUAAACAUGGGAGACCAGAAUUGCACACAGUAUUCCACAUUGUGCCUUAUAUAAUGGUGGUAACAUUUCCCUGUCUUGGCUGGAAGUACCUCGGCUAAUGCAAUCCUAGCUAAUGCAUCAGGCUUUUUCAUGGACGCAUCACAUUGACUGCUCAUAGUCAUCCUGUGAUCAACCAGUACACCCAGGUCUUUCUCCUCCUGUGUCACUUCCAACUGAUAAGUCCCCAGCUUACAGCAAAAAUUCUUUUUGUUAGUCCCUGGGUGCAUGACCUUGCACUUUCCACUAUAAAAUUUCAUCCCAUUUCUGUUACUCCACUUUUCAAGGUCAUCCAGAUCUUCUUGUAUGAUAUUCUGGUCCUCCUUUAUAUUGGCAAUACCUCCCAACUUUGUGUCACCUGUAAUCCUUCAAACUGAGCCAGACAAAGGAUUCCUCGCUUCCUACUUAGUAAUCAUCAAGGCAAAUCCCAAAGAGAUGUAGCCUCCUUCCAGGUCAAGUGUCACCCAGAUCAAUCUCUGGCUAGGUCCUUAAGAUAUCUAGCUGGAUGUUUGGUAUGUGUCCUUCAUUGGCAAUUUUAUCAUGCCACCAAAGCAUUUGGCAACCAUGUGAUCAGCAACUGUGUAGUGGCAUUCCUCAGUAAACACACUUUGCAAUCGGUUUGUCUUCCCUGCUACUAAUCCUAAUAUGUCAGUACCAAUAAGAUGCUGAAACAGGGCUGAUGAAGGCACUUACUAGGUUUGGCUAUUAAUAGCCUUAUUGCUGAUUUUGUCUUGCCACUUAAUAUGUUUGAAAACACAGUUUGGAAACUUCUGCCUGAUCUAAUGCAGUGAACAUCACCAUAUUAUCUGGCCAUCUUGAAAAUUUUUUUUUUACAAAUAUCUCAACUUAGAGAGCAAACAAGGUGUACAGAGAAUAGCAUGCAUAAGGUACAAACCAGAACACAAAGGGAACACUGGUAGUGGAAACACAUGUGAGGGAGUCAAAAAAUUAAGAAUGUUACAUUUGAAUAGGUAUUAUUGGUCUUUAAUCUUCAGGCUGACUUAGAUGGUGUGGUUUUUAUCGUAAUUGUGUGACAUGAUAAUUGGAGAGCUGAAAAUAAUAAAAUGUGUUGCCAAGUGA
Messenger RNA from Chelonia mydas (Green sea turtle), 5416 nucleotides. It is a transcript of the gene PUDP, whose product is annotated as pseudouridine 5'-phosphatase. The record is from RefSeq and is a predicted model, not a curated record. The transcript is spliced from 4 exons. Bases 68 to 772 code for a protein of 234 amino acids. Gene Ontology annotation, molecular function: phosphatase activity. NCBI's taxonomy places the organism in Eukaryota, Metazoa, Chordata, Testudines, Cheloniidae.